GACUUGUCUAUGUUGCUGGGUGUAGCGGGCAUGUCAUUCCCGUUGCUGUGUCUAUGUGCAUGGUAAUGAGUAAGGCGUCAUUCAUUUUCCAUUCUGUUGAUGGGUUAUUUCCAGUUUGGGGCUGUUAUGAAAGGACUCUGAACGUUCCCAUGCACCCUCUUGGUGCUCACACCUACGCAUUUCUGCUGGGUGUUGACAGCCUAGGGAGUGGAAUUGCUGGAUCACACGGGUGGCAUAUGUUCGGUUUCAUUAGAAAACUGCCAGUUUCCAAAAUGUCUCUACCAAUUUACAUUCCCCCAGAAAUACAAGAGAGGUCCAGUCGCUCUAGUUUCUCGCUUCCACAUGGUGUGACGGUCUUUUUCACUUUAGCCAUUCUGGUGGGUGAAGAACUCGUAUUCGCAGCGCCUGACGCGUAAUUGGCACUCAGUUAACAGGACUGUUGAAUGAAUGGAUGAAUGAGUAAGUCGGGCGGUGUAGACCGAGAGCUUGGCGAGGGCGGACACACGCACGCACUCCACACAUAGCUUUUCGCGGACACCCACCGCGGCGCCCCCAGCCCAGGACACAGACCCUCUCGCGCACCCCGCGCCCACGUGGUCUGAACGCACGGCCUAGGUCCUGCCGCGCGCGUCCGGUCGCCGAGCCGUCCCCAACUCCGGCACUCGGCGGCGGGCAGGGGGCGCUGCGCGUCCGGGCGCUCCGAGGGGGCGGGCUCGGGUCGGGGCGGGGCCGGCCGGGCUUCCAGGCCUGGGCUCUGGCCGCCCGCGCCACCGGGCCGCUCCGGGGACGGGCCGGGGCGGGGCGCGGCGGCAGGAAACAGGCGGGGACUCGCGGAGGCGUUGGGGACGAGAGAGGGCGCGCCCAACUCCCGGGGGGACGGCAGGCCGAGAGCGCGGCGCCCGGGCCUGGCGCCUAGCCUGAGCCCGCCGGACGGGAGGCGGCCCCGCCGCGGGCUCGGCCCCGGCCCCAGCCCUGCCAGCAUGGCCGGCCGGACCGUACGGGCCGAAACCCGGAGCCGGGCCAAGGAUGACAUCAAGAAGGUGAUGGCGACCAUCGAGAAGGUCCGGAGAUGGGAGAAGCGUUGGGUGACUGUGGGCGACACUUCCCUUCGUAUCUUCAAGUGGGUGCCAGUGGUGGACCCCCAGGAGGAGGAGCGAAGGCGGGCAGGCAGCGGGGCAGAGAGAUCCCGUGGCCGGGAACGUCGAGGCAGGGGCGCCAGUCCCCGAGGGGGUGGCCCUCUCAUCCUGCUGGAUCUUAAUGAUGAGAGCAGCAACCAGAGUUUCCAUUCGGAAGGUUCCCUGCAAAAGGGCACAGAGCCCAGUCCUGGGGGCACCCCCCAGCCCAGCUGCCCUGUGUCACCUGCCGGACCCCCAGAAGGGGUCCCUGAGGAGGUUCAGCCCCCACGGCUGGGCCAAGAGAGAGAUCCCGGGGCCAUAACUGCAGGCAGCACCGAUGAACCCCCGAUGCUGACCAAGGAGGAGCCUGUUCCAGAACUGCUGGAGGCUGAGGCCCCCGAAGCUUACCCCGUCUUUGAGCCAGUGCCACCUGUCCCUGAGGCAGCCCAGGGUGACACAGAGGACUCGGAGGGCGCCCCCCCACUCAAGCGCAUCUGCCCAAAUACCCCUGACCCCUGAGAAGCCGGCCUGCCUGUCCUGUCACCCCAGGGGCCCCUUUGGCUUUUUACAAAUAAAGACCCUUUUGUAA
Messenger RNA from Cebus imitator (Panamanian white-faced capuchin), 1704 nucleotides. It is a transcript of the gene BCL7C, whose product is annotated as BAF chromatin remodeling complex subunit BCL7C. The coding region runs from base 981 to 1634 and encodes 217 amino acids. NCBI's taxonomy places the organism in Eukaryota, Metazoa, Chordata, Mammalia, Primates, Cebidae. The transcript is spliced from 6 exons. The record is from RefSeq and is a predicted model, not a curated record.